GGACUUGGAUUCUUGACCCUUUCAGCUGUGCUACCUUCUUCUGACUGCCAAUCUGUCACCAAUAUCAGGGCAUGUUCUACUCAAUUCCAAAUUAUCUUCUUUUUCUUCUCAUUGUAUCUAGUAGCAGCCGCACAAGGGGGGCACAAGCCUUGUGUUCAGGCUUUUGGAGCUGAUCAGUUUGAUGAGCAAGAUCCAGAAGAGUGCAAAGCCAAAAGUUCAUUCUUCAACUGGUGGUAUUUUGGUAUAUGUGGAGGUACUAUGAUAUCACUUUGGAUUUUAAACUACAUUCAGGACAACCUCAGUUGGGGUCUUGGGUUCGGAAUCCCCUGCAUUGUUAUGGGCCUUGCACUGGUCAUAUUCUUGCUUGGAACUACUACUUAUCGGUUUAGCAUCAAAGGUGACGAGAAAAGCCCAUUUAUUAGAAUUGGCCAGGUGUUUGUAAAAGCAGCUAGGAAUUGGCAAACUACCACUUCAGCCAUAUCCAUUGAGGAGGAAGCUCGGGGAACCCUUCCUCACCAAGGUUCUCAACAGUUCAAGUAA
Ilex paraguariensis (yerba mate) is the source of this 540-nucleotide messenger RNA. Lineage: Eukaryota; Viridiplantae; Streptophyta; Magnoliopsida; Aquifoliales; Aquifoliaceae. The record is from the annotation of a GenBank genome assembly.